Messenger RNA from Alternaria ethzedia, 555 nucleotides. RefSeq lists its product as uncharacterized. Bases 1 to 555 code for a protein of 184 amino acids. Lineage: Eukaryota; Fungi; Ascomycota; Dothideomycetes; Pleosporales; Pleosporaceae. The record is from RefSeq and is a predicted model, not a curated record. The transcript has a single exon.
AUGCCCGACCAAAACAUCCCCCACGACGCAGCCGCAGCCCGCCGCGCAGCCCACGCUGCGGAAAACAAGUGGAUGAUCAUCAAAAUCUACUGUACCAUUGCACUCGUGGACUUAGUAGUCUUGGGUCUAUUCCCAUCUUGGCUGGUAGCGAACAGUCUAGCGGUGGUGUCCGCGUUGUUGUAUCUGGGGAUCUACCGUUACCGGGCAUACAUCCUCCAUCCGGAAGCCCAGGAAGCUGAUCCUAUUGAGCUGCGAGAGGGUGUGGUUCAUAACAUGGUUAUGGAAUACAUGGGCGGAGAUGGCGAGAGUCGCGUUGAUGAUGCAGAGAGAUUUGAAGAUGCGGAAGACAGCAACGACGAUGAUGAUGGAGAAGACGAACAUGAGAAUCACGGCGAGGAACCAGAAGAAGUGCACAUCGAGGAGGUAACCGCUGACGAUACUCGUUCAACGCAGAUUAACAUCCACAUACACCGGGGUGGGAGCAUGUACAUCAACAUGAUGCAGGGCGGAACGUUGCUUGCUAAUGUUUUCGGGGAGGUUGAAGGCUUAGAGUGA